Aspergillus welwitschiae is the source of this 1049-nucleotide messenger RNA. RefSeq lists its product as uncharacterized. The coding region runs from base 140 to 817 and encodes 225 amino acids. The record is from RefSeq and is a predicted model, not a curated record. NCBI's taxonomy places the organism in Eukaryota, Fungi, Ascomycota, Eurotiomycetes, Eurotiales, Aspergillaceae. The transcript has 6 exons.
CGGGCAUGUUUCCUUUGCCGUCCGGUUCGUUGCCUAUAAAGACAGGGUAGGUCUGUUCGGGAAAAAGACACAAUCAGCGCCUAUCCCGUCCGUCGAAGUCUAUUGCCAUACCCUAUCACGGAUCAUCAGACUCAUCACAAUGCGUGGAAUUGACGCUCUUGCCUUCCUGGCCGCCAUUGGUGCCGCUCACGGCCAGAGCACGGUCGGAUUCGGCCCUUACUUUUCUCUGGGCCCUACUCAGUCGUGGAUCAGGGAGGCCAACACCACCUUGGUUCUGCCCGAGGCUCCUAGCCCCCAGAAGGACCGUCUUGCUCUCUGGCCCGGCAUGGGUACAAGCGGUGGUGAUCUGAUCCAGGCCCUCGCUGUCUCUUUCUCUGAUCCCAACUCGAACUGUGGUGCCAGCUCUGGACAGUGGUGUACAUGGGCUAGCACCCUUGAAGGUACGCAACUCGGCGGCAAGGAAGUCCCGGCUUCUGCUGGCGACAAGGUGACCAUGCACUACAAGUACAACGACAGCACGGGCAAGUACGACCAGACCGUCUCGAUCAAUGGCGAGGUGGUCUCAACUCUUUCGACCAGCUCGGGACAAGCCCAGGGCUGGGGCACGGCAGUUGAGUGCCAGGAUGAUGCGUGCCAGAGCACCGCAGGAGCUCACAAGUACCUUGACACCACUAUUAUCCUGAACGCCGAGGAUAACUCCUUUGGCGACACCUUGUCUAUCAACGAGGCCAGCUCCUCCGGACUGUCGACCUCGGAUAACGGCAAGACUUGGACUGUGUCGACCAUCAACAUCGACUCGCACACCUACAACCUGUGAGGUUGAUGUUAUUCAUGUAUAGUACUGGCAGAUGAUUGGAACUCUCUUAAGAGUUCCCCUUGAACAAAUUGAUGUAUAUAGCUACGAAAAUAAGCACGCGCUGGUGAGCUAGGAAUCAUCCUCCAUGACACUGAUUCAACGUAUUCAAUAGAACAUGAACAUAUUAACUACUGGCAGACAGCGUCCUAUGCGUAGGGACAUGGGCAAUCAAUAAUUCGUGAAGCAAACACUU